AUGGCAACCUUGCUCCAAACACAUCGAGUUUCGCCGCCGCCGCCGCCGCCGCACGGCGGCGAGCUCACGCUCCCGCUCACCUUCUUCGACAUGUUUUGGGUCCAUUUCCACCCAAUCCGCCGCGUCCUCUUCUACGACCACCCUUGCUCCGCCUCCGAUUUCCUCAACGCCGUCGUUCCAAACCUCAAACAAUCACUCUCCCUCACCCUCAAACACUUCCUCCCCGCCGCCGGCAACCUUCUCUACCCCAACGACACCGACAAAAACAUGCCGUUGCUCCGCUACGCGGCCGGCGACUCCGUCCAGCUCACGAUCGCUGAAUCCGGCCUCGACUUCGACGAGCUCACCGCGAGCUGCGCCCGGGAAUCCGAUCAGUUCUACGACUUUGUGCCGGAGCUCCCGCCGGUGAAAGACGACGGCGACUACAAACUAGCCCCUCUCAUGGCCGUGCAGGCGACGCUCUUCCCCGGCCGCGGCAUCGCCCUCGGCAUCGUCCAUCUUCACUGCCUCGGCGACGGCAGAUCGGUUAACGCGGGCUUGAUUUUCGGCUGGGCUUCGAUCAACAAAUUCGGCGGAGACGAAGAGUUUCUCAAAGAAAGAGGUGAAUCUUUGCCGAUUUUCGAUCGAUCUUUGAUUAAAGAUGUAGACGGAAUCAAUACUAUUUUUUGGAAUCAAUUGAAACACGUUCCGUUCAAGCUAAGAUCUUUUCCAUUGCCGACGAACCGGGUCCGAGCGACGUUCGCUCUGACCCGGUCCGACAUCGAAAUGCUCAAGAACCGGGUUCGAGCGAAGAAAUCCGGUCUGGACCGGGUUUCCUCGUUCGUGGUCGCAGCCGGCUACGCCUGGAGCUGCAUGGCGAAGUCCGAAGCCGCCGACGGGGACGACGACGCCGAGGCCGAGGAGCUGUUCGUCAUCCCCGCCGACGUGAGGGGGCGACGGAACGCCCUCAUCGAGCCGCCGGUGCCGGCGAACUACUUCGGGAACUGCAUAGGGUUCGCGGUGGCGAGGGUGCGGCGCGGGGAGCUGGCGGGGGAGGGGGGUUUCGAGGCGGCGGCGGAGGCCGUGGCGGAGGAGAUCAAGAACGGGGUCGACGACGCGGCGGGGCUGCUGAAGGGGGCGGGGGACUGGAUAUCGGAGGUGAAGAAGUGUAAGGAGAUGAAGAUGAGGUGUUUUGGGGUGGCGGGAUCGCCGAAAUUUGACGUGGCGGCAGCGGAUUUCGGGUGGGGAAAGGCGAGGAAGCUGGAAAACUUGACGCUUGAUGCGGUUGAGUAUACGAUGUGGUUGGGUAAUGCCGGAGCUGGUGGUUUGGAGUUUGGGUUGCCGUUGCCUAAGAAAAGAAUGGAAGCUUUUGCUGCUGUAUUUGCAGAUGGUCUCAUUGAAUAA
Messenger RNA from Salvia miltiorrhiza (redroot sage), 1383 nucleotides. Its product is annotated as malonyl-coenzyme:anthocyanin 5-O-glucoside-6'''-O-malonyltransferase-like. The transcript is spliced from 2 exons. Lineage: Eukaryota; Viridiplantae; Streptophyta; Magnoliopsida; Lamiales; Lamiaceae. The record is from RefSeq and is a predicted model, not a curated record. The coding region runs from base 1 to 1383 and encodes 460 amino acids.